Molecule: messenger RNA, 1257 nt
Organism: Aplysia californica (California sea hare)
Lineage: Eukaryota; Metazoa; Mollusca; Gastropoda; Aplysiida; Aplysiidae
Product: adenosine receptor A1-like
Exons: 2
Coding region: 1-1257 (418 amino acids)
Biological process (GO): G protein-coupled receptor signaling pathway
Cellular component (GO): membrane
Molecular function (GO): G protein-coupled receptor activity
Source: RefSeq, a predicted model, not a curated record
AUGACUACCUUGUCGACUCUCGUGGUAAGCACGUACUUGGAUCACAGCCCAGAGCCUGACUUCACCACCGUCGUCAUGUCAUUUGGAGGGUCUGCCAUGCCCGGCAACAUCCCCGGCAACAUGUCCGGCAACAUGCCCGGCAACAUGUCCGACUGUGACUCCUCAUCGCCCUCUGUCGGCCCGGGCUCUGUGUGCGUGGAGAGGAAGGGCUUCAUUGACGCACACGAGGCCUUCACCUUCAAGCUCGUGGUCGAGUUUAUCCUGCAGGUCAUCAUCCUGAGUUUCGGCAUCAGCUCUAACGUCGUCAACUUGGUCGUCUUCGCGAGGAUGAGGCUGGAGGACAGCGUCACCAUCGUCUUCUUCGCUCUGUCCAUCUCCGAUCUGGGAUUCCUCACCUUUUUUCUGUUGAUGCGAAUGUUCAGCAUAAUGUCUCAAGCGUUUCGGCUAGGCCCGACAGUCUCGAUGGAAACCAUUGCCUACCUUCUCGUCUGGUACUCCUAUAUGUUUCUAGACAUUUCCAUAAUCACCACAGUGUUCACAGCCGUGGAAAAAUGUUGCUGCGUCGCUAUUCCUUUGAUGUUCAAGAACGUUUUCACUCGUUCCAGAACCCUGAUCAUCUUGGUGUGCAUUUACGUCAUGAUGUUUGUGUAUUAUAUCCCGACCUUCACGAGUCACGGGCUAAAGAUGACCUUUGACCCCGCCAGAAACCGGAGCAAGUACGUGUACUCCUAUGUGGCUCACCGUCUGAUAGUCUUUAACAUUUUCAGAAUGUUCAACCGAGUGGUUCUUCCUUUUGUGGCACAGGUCAUUGUGCUUUUCUGUAUGGUCGUGAUGACGGUCAAACUGCAACAGGCGACGAGAAAGCGCAAGGAAAUGACGUCAGAGAGAGAUGCUGACGUCACAGAGAGGUCAACUAACAGCAGAAAAGUCAACAAGAGCAAAAGCUCAGCAGACGCCAACAAACUCGGUGGGAAGGAGAUGCGUGUGGUUCAGGCAGUCAAUCUUGUGGCGGCCAUCUUUGUUGCGUGCAACCUGCCGGAAAUCGUCAUGACUUUUUGCAACUAUUUCUUCCCCGAGUUUAACGACUUCCGCCAGUACAAAUACCUGAACAGAGUUUGUUCCUCACUGCAGGAGCUCAUGGUUGUUGGCAAUGCAGCUGUGAACAUUUUUGUCUACUUCAACUACAACUCCAAGUACAGAGUAGAAUUCCUUCUCACUUUUAGGCAGUUCUUUUGUCAGCGCAGGACAAGAGAAUGA